CAUCUUCGUCUUCCUUCUCCCACGACCUCACGAUCUUCUCACUGCUCCCUUUCCCCCCAUCUUUUUAUACCUUCUCUAUUCUCUAUAUAUAAAUAUAUUCCGCUCUUAAUAUUAUUAUUCCAUUCCAGCGCACCUAACAAAACUAUUAAAAAAAAAGGGACAGGAAAAAAAAAAAAAGAGGGAGGAAACAAACAGAGAUCGAUCCAGUUUUUUUUUUUUUCGCUCACCCCGACAACGAUUCAGGUCCUGCUGCUUGGCAUGAAGGCCAAGGGCCUUUUUUAGGGAGUUUACAACUAUGAAUUUUUUGAGCAAUGUAUAGCGGCUCUUAUUUGCAACCUUCUGAUUCUAGAGUUGGCAAAUCAUGGCAAAACUUGCGGGUCUUGGGCGCAGUGGAUUUCUUAGGCACUCAAAUGAAAGUUUGAGACUUAUCAUAAUGACAAUCAUUGGAGUUGUAGUCGGCGUUUUGAUUGGUAUUUCUUUCCCUGCAGUCAGCAUAACCAAGCUCCACUUUCCUUCCAGCAUUAUUUCAUACAUAGAAGAUAAAAACUCUGGCAUCACAACCCAAGCGCUAUUGAAUCAUGCUUGGACUUCCGCCAGUCAAAACAAAAACAAGCCGUCAAGUUCAGAGAGUGCAAAGAUUUUUGUUCCUACAAAUCCUCGAGGUGCAGAAAGAUUAGCACCAGGCAUCAUUGUUCCAGAAUCUGAUUUUUAUCUUCGCAGGUUGUGGGGCAAUCCAAGUGAGGACCUGCCUAUAAAACAGAAAUACCUUGUCACAUUCACGGUUGGACUUGGUCAGAAACGUAAUAUUGAUGCUGCAGUCAAAAAGUUCUCUGAAAAUUUUACUAUCUUGUUGUUCCAUUAUGAUGGGCGGACUAGUGAAUGGGAUGAUUUGGAGUGGUCAAAGCGAGCUAUUCAUGUAAGCGUCAGGAAGCAGACUAAAUGGUGGUAUGCUAAAAGGUUUUUGCACCCAGACAUUGUGGCUCCAUAUGAGUACAUAUUUAUCUGGGAUGAAGAUCUAGGAGUUGAGCACUUUGAUGCUGAAAAGUACAUUGCACUGGUGAAGAAACAUGGAUUAGAGAUCUCGCAGCCUGGUUUGGAACCAAAUAAAGGAUUAACGUGGCAAAUGACUAAGAGAAGAGGUGAUCGUGAAGUCCACAAAGAAACAGAAGAGAAGCCAGGCUGGUGCAGUGACCCCCAUCUCCCACCAUGCGCUGCCUUUGUGGAGAUAAUGGCUCCUGUUUUCUCACGAGAUGCUUGGCGAUGCGUUUGGCAUAUGAUUCAGAAUGAUUUAAUUCAUGGAUGGGGUCUUGAUUUUGCUCUCAGAAAAUGUGUGGACCCGGCUCAUGAGAAAAUAGGAGUUGUUGAUUCACAGUGGAUCAUUCAUCAGGUGGUUCCUUCACUCGGGAACCAGGGCCAGGCUGAGAAGGGAAAAGCACCAUGGGAAGGGGUAAGGGACAGGUGCCGCAAAGAGUGGACUAUGUUUCAGGAUCGAAUGUCAGACGCAGAGAAGGCAUACUAUAAGUUGAUGGGGAUUACUGCCCCAAACACAACACAUGCUUAGAGUUCAGUCUCCUGUUUGUUUUUGAGCUUCGCCUGUUGUAUUUAAAAAUCAUCGGAUAGUUAUUAAGAUGGCUGAUGCCGCCGCUAGCGCUUCUAAAAUUUUCAUGGUUCUUUAUUUUGUACUUAAAUUGAUUAUGGAACAGGUGGUUUAGUCCCAUCUUUUCGGUAGAAGGUAUAGCAAAAGGUUUUUGUUUACAGUUUACGCGACACUUUUAGAUGGUUUUCAGGUUCAGUUCUUGGUUUUCCU
Molecule: messenger RNA, 1807 nt
Organism: Asparagus officinalis (garden asparagus)
Lineage: Eukaryota; Viridiplantae; Streptophyta; Magnoliopsida; Asparagales; Asparagaceae
Exons: 15
Coding region: 362-1561 (399 amino acids)
Source: RefSeq, a predicted model, not a curated record